Messenger RNA from Seminavis robusta, 1955 nucleotides. Lineage: Eukaryota; Bacillariophyta; Bacillariophyceae; Naviculales; Naviculaceae. The record is from the annotation of a GenBank genome assembly.
UUUGAUUUCGAUUUCAACCGCAAAGCUUCCACCGUUCGCCAUUGCUUCGCUUCAUUCAUCAUUUGGACGUAAAAGGUACCACUACCAGUAACAACAACAGCGACACAACACCACAAGAUAAGAUGAACGAAUCCAUGGUGGCCAGAGAAAUCACUGUCGAUAGGAGGAGGCUGUCGACCACGAAUAUUGGCGGGAGUAGAGUUGCCGAUCUGUAUAGUGGCGGUCAUCAUCAUCCUAGUAGGAGGGCCAGCACCAUGAACAUGGAACAACGACACGAUCCGUACGAAGGUGCUCUUCAGCUCAUGGAGAAUUUCACCAGCAAGCAGCAGCAACAGCAAGGUCACAAGAAUCCCAAUCCCGCUGGCUUUUUGAAGAAAUUGAUCCGCAUUGGUUCCAUGGGCUCGAUGAAUUCGAGAGACAAGGACAAGCGCAACAACAACAAGACAUGGGAAAGUCCCAGUGACAAAAAGAACAAGACCUGGAACCUUGGUGCCCAGUUCCACAAGAAUAAGGGCACUACUAAGGACCCUCUGGCAUUGACCAACAAGAAAUCCUCGUCCAACAAAAAGAAACCCCCUCUUCCACCUUCCUUUGUCUAUGUCAAGGGCAGCAGCAGCCGCAACCUAAAGGAUCCGUUGCAUCAGUUGUCGCAGUCACAGCAACAACUCGAGCACACGCAACACACGGCUACGGGCGCUACGGCCAUGCUCGGUGACAGCUUUAAUACGCUUGGAGUGCAAAGCCGUCGUCAUAGUCACCAGCAGCAGCAGCAACUUGUGGUGGUGGAAACGAGCGAACAAAACUACAAACAAGACAUGCACGACGACGUGCACUAUGUACUCUACGGAGCGGACGGCGAAGAUGACGAAGAAUCCUUUGUUUCGUCCGUUUCCGGUUCCUCCGUGUCCAUUCAAGAGCAGCUCAUGCACCAACGAGUCUUCCAGCCGGCGAAAUCCAAAACACCCUCCGAUGCCGUCCGCAAUCCUCACAACAAAAAUUAUGAAUACUCCCUUCCACCGUUGUCUCCCAGUAAGAACAACAAGCGAUGCCAGUACCAACCACCCACCACACUGGAACAAGGACAUCGUCGUGCAUCCUUUACCACCGUCGGCAACAGCAAGCGUCUCGAAGCGGUAGCCAUUCAGAAUCGGUCCUUGCGAAACGUUCAGGAAUGGCAACCACCCACAAACAACAACAACAACAACGGCGUCAAGAAUCACAGCUAUCUCGAUCGCGAACAUGCAUCACCGCAUGCCAUUGAUGCCCUCGUGCCGAAAAUAACACCGGGUCGUUGCCAGGAUCCCAUCAUGACGGCACCGGAUUCGGCCAUUUCACGACAACCCAAAUCGUGGCCGCGAAACAGUACCGACACUUCCACGUAUGCAUCGUCUCCCACGGUCCUCCUCCAACAGCAACACAAACAACCACCGCGCAUUGCAAAUGCCACCAAAGACCGACAACGACACUUGCAAGAAAUGAAUGAACGGGGGUGUGAUUGGUUUCCGUUGGAGGGACAACAGCAACAACAACAAGAUAGUAGUAGGAACGCCAAGGCCGAUCGACCCGCCGUCGUGUCGACCCAUCAAGUCUCCUCGAUGGUGUCCAGAUUCGAAAACGCUACCUCUGCCACAACGCCAACACAAUCCAACGACGCAAAUACGAAAAAAUCGGAACUGGUUCAAAUCUAUCCGGGCAUGUAUGUUCCAUUACGGAGUGCCCAAGAAACCAAGGUCGCCAUUGCCAAUGACUUUUAUCGAAGCAUUCCCUGCUGGAGCUGUUCCACAUCCAUGUUUUGUAUUCUCGAUGCUGCCUAUGUCAUUUGCCCCACGUGUCGCGUCAUUAGUCCCUUGGAGGAUGGGAGCGAUGGACGUGUCAUGGUACGACGAGGAUUGGGCAUGGGAUUUACCGGCAAAACACUCUGUGAAAUGAAACGAGACAACAAUAACAACAAGUAG